GGCGGCCGAGUGGGGAGGCUCAGCACGCCGAGCCGGGAGCCGCUGGACCAGCCGGAGCAGGAGCGGGCUGUCCCCGGGAGAUGGUGCACUGCCUCAGUUCUGUGAAGAGCUUCCACACCAUUCCGAAGUCAGUGUACAUUAUCCAAGACUAAGCAAAGGACUGAAGACAUCAGCUUUUUCCUGCUAACACAUCUCACUCCCAGUGAAGAGAUUUCUAAUGUGCUGAAGAUUCCUAGACUUUGGGGGAGCAAAAUCUCUACCUCAUAUUUUAUGAAUACUUUUAGCCAUGGCUGUGGAACUUUGUUUACUGCUGUUGUUGCUUUGUGGAAGUACUGUUUCAGAGGUGCAGCCUUUACACAAACCACCUCCUGGAACUUUGGAUUUUGGGUUUGUGCCAGCAAAGACAUAUGAUACAAAUGCAUAUCAUGAACCUGGACCAAUAGGAAUUUUGUUUAGACUAGUCCAUUCUUUCCUUUAUUUAGUGCAACCAAAUUCUUUUCCACAAGAUCUCAUCAAAAAGCUAACACAGCAGAAGUUUGGAAAUGUGCAGGGCGAUUAUCAAAAGCCAGAAAAUGUUGUCCUGACUCUUCAGGCAAUCUACUAUGAAAUCGGCUUUAUAGUGCCUGCUGCUUUGGGAUUGCUAUUUGUUCUGUUACUGCCUCUUGUGGGACUGUGCUUCUGUAUGUGUCGUUGCUGUGACAACUGUGGUGGGGAAAUGCACCAAAGACAGAAGAAAAAUGCUGACUGUCGGAGAGGCUGCUUUGCAACAUUUCUUUUUGUUGCUUCUUUAAUUAUCAGUAUUGGUGUCCUUUGUGCUUAUGCUGCCAACCAGCACUUAACAAGUCAAGUCCGGGGAGCAAAGAACCUGGUGCACAGUAAUUUUAAAGACCUGAGAAUUUUCCUCAAUAACACUCCAGGGCAAAUUGACUACUUGGUGAGCCAAUAUAACACUACCAAGAACAAAGCACUCUCCGACCUUAAUAAUGUUGGGCCAUUGCUUGGCAGCAGAGUUCAGGAGCGGUUCGCGAAAGAAGUGCGUCCUGCACUCGAUGCAGCUCUAACAAUGGCAGGAGCAAUCAGAGAAACAAAGGAGGCAUUGGAAAAUGUAAGCGUCUCUGUGGAGGUUUUGCAGGAAGGUACUGAAAGGCUGCAUUCUAACCUGACCAAUGUUAAAAUACACCUGAGCAACACACUCAGUGACUCUGCAUGCUCUGCUGCUCAAGCUGCUUCAACUUGCAACAUUAUCAGAAAUUCAUUAAAUCAACUGAAUAUCAAUGCUAACUUCAGUGGGUUGCCAGGUGUGAGCACACAGGUUGCCAAAGUCAAUGACGUCCUUAAAAUAGACCUUUCCAGUUUGGUUCAAAAGGGCUAUGCAGCCUUUAAUGAUACUCCAGAUUUAGUGCUGAACCAAACCAGGAACAUCUUAUCAGAUAUCAAAAAUUUGUUGGACUUCAUUGGUUCAAAUAUCACUAGCUUCACUAAAAUGCUUCCUGUUCAGAAGGUUCUAGCUGAUUUAACAAUAUAUCUUACUCAGAGUGAGGCAUAUGUUCAGGAUUAUUUCCCAGUAGUGGAACAGUAUGAUUUCUACAGAUGGUUGGGUUGUCUAAUUCUCUGCUGCAUGGUGAUUCUGAUCCUGGUCUUUUACUAUCUUGGACUAUUAUGUGGUACUUGUGGUUAUGAUAAACAUGCUUCUCCAACAACCAGAGGCUGUAUCUCAAACACUGGCGGCAAUUUCCUUAUGGCUGGAGUAGGAUUCAGUUUCCUUUUCUCCUGGGUGCUGAUGAUCAUAGUGGUCAUCACCUUCGUUACAGGUGGAAAUGUAGAAAAGCUGGUCUGUGAACCCUUUGAAGACAGGACUUUGUUUAAGGUUUUGGAUACUCCCUACUUACUGAAUCGACAUUGGAGAAACUACCUUUCUGCCAUCGUGCUUAAAAAUCCAGAUAUUAAUUUGACCUUUGAAAAAGUUUACAGUGACUGCAAAGAAAACAAAGGAAUUUAUACCACACUUCACCUAGAAAAUCUCUUCAAUAUCAAUGAGUUUCUAAACAUUAGUAUGUAUACAGAAGAUGUAUCACUGAAAAUUGAACAUAUUAAUGUAAAUCUUAGCAAUAUCGUUUUGCUGGAUGAAAUCGGAAAGCGGAACCUUCUGGAUUUCAGUUCUUCAGGAAUAGAUGGAAUAAACUUUGCAGCAUAUUUGACAGAGAUCAAUAAAAGUGUUACCAAAGUGGAUCUUUUGUCAUUUGCUAAUGACUUGGAAGCAAGAGCAGACCAGUUGCCCAAAGGAGCACUGGAAAAUGCAUUAAAAGGACAUGCAAACAGUAUUCGAAUGAUUCAUAACCAACAAGUUGUUCCACUGGAGCAAGCUAUGAAAUAUGUAAAAGCUAGGAGCACUUUAAAUCAGAGCAUUAGAUUACUGCAGAGGACAUCAUCUGAAUUUAUGGUAAAAGUAAGAAAUGUGCUUAGUGCUGUUGAUGCUGCUCAGUUUCUCAUAAGCAACGAUGCGUCACUGGUUAUCAUCCAGGAAACCAAAAAGUACAUGGAUAUGAUAAUAGGCUACUUCGAGCAAUAUGUUGAGUGGGUCAAGGAGUCGAUUACCAUGGAGGUAGCCGCAUGCAAGCCUAUUGCCAACGUGAUAGACACUGCAGUAGAUAUAUUUUUAUGCAGCUAUGUAAUUGAUUCUGUGAAUACCUUCUGGUUUGGUUUGGGAGGCUGUUCAAUAUUUUUAAUUCCUGCAAUAAUUUGUGCUAUAAAACUAUCCAAAUACUAUCGUAGAAUGGAUACAGAGGAUGUGUAUGAUGAUGUUGAAACUAUACCCAUGAAAAAUAUGGAAAAUGGUAAUAAUGGUUAUCAUAAAGAGCAUUUAUAUGGUAUACACAAUCCUGUUAUGACAAGGUAAACCAAGUCUGAAACUGCAUGCCUUCACGUUUCCUUGUUUAGCGUACUAUGCUAAUUAGCUAUCCAAUUUUCUGCAUGUUUUAAAGUGAAUAGUGUGGAAGCAGAGAGUUAUUCUCCGACAAUAGUUUAAUUUUCUAUUUGCUUUUUGCAUGGUUGCUCACUAUAACAAGUACUGUAUGUUUAAUUUUUUUGAAUAUGCCUACAUAGCCAUAGAUAUUGUAAUAGUAUCCAAUCAUUUAACUAUGGAAUUUUGUAAGCUUAAAAGCCACAUAAUUCCAUAUUACUUCUCUGAUAUGGUGGCCCUAAAAUGGUAAAGUUAUUAAAGUACUCUGUAUAGAAAUUAAAAGGCUGUGGGGUGCAUGUUCACUUUUUCCUGGUUUUUUUUUCCUUCAUGCUUAUAAAAAGGUCUGUAGGACCAAUUAUAAAUUGAUACCUAAUAAAUGCCACUUUGACUGUAACCUGGGGCAUUAAUAGAUGAUUCCUUUUUAAAUUCUAGUUUGGUUUUUAGAAUUUUUUUCAUGCGAAUGCAUAGAAGUAGGCUACAUAGAACAAGCAGGACUAGAGAUUUGAAAGAUAAGAAACAAAAAAAUCUCAUAUUUUACAAAAGCAAUGAGUAGCUACAGUAACCUCUCAAAUUAACGUAAUGUUUAAUUGCUCCAACCUGUGCCUUUGGUGCAGCUCUUUAAACAUCUGAAGAAAGGCAAAGUUUGCUAUGUGCAGGCUGCAAGUGGGCCAGGGGGAUGGAAGGGGUAGCGGGGAAGAUGGAUGUUACUGCACCUCUGAAAUUAGUCUAAUCCUAUAUGACCAAAUAGUUAAGUCACAAGUCUGGAAGAUGGGAGUUGCGUGGUCUUCUCCUGUCUCUGCGGCUCACUUGCUAUGAGACACUGGCAAGUCACUUAACCUCAGUGCCUUGGAUUCCCAUUCCAUAAACCUGGGAUGAUGCAAUCCACCUCACAGGACUGUAGUGAGAUUUCAGUAGGCUUUGUAACAUACUUCUGAGUUCCUUGAAUGAGAAGCUAUAUAAAUAAUUCACAAAGAUAAGGAAUAGUGAGCCACAUAACUUUUUUUUUUAUAUAGAACACAUUUAGAUUGAAUGUUUGGUAGAGAAUUAAUUUUUAUUGCUCUCUGGGUCAUGGAUGGGGUGUUCUAUGUUGAUGGGGCUUGAAGUCGAAAUUUUUGACAGCCCUCAGGGCCGUAUCAGUUGAGUAAAAGUCUAUUUUGCAUUGAUUAUUUUAUUAACCAAGUAUCUUCCCUAUGCUUCCUUUAGGAGGAAGUAUUUCAUAACAGUGGUAUUAGUUAGGGUGACCAGAUAGCAACUGUGAAAAAUCAGGACGGGGUGGGGGCUAA
This is a messenger RNA of Terrapene triunguis (Three-toed box turtle), 4242 nucleotides long. RefSeq names its product prominin 1 (gene PROM1). Gene Ontology annotation, molecular function: cholesterol binding. Lineage: Eukaryota; Metazoa; Chordata; Testudines; Emydidae. The transcript has 27 exons. The coding region runs from base 287 to 2896 and encodes 869 amino acids. Gene Ontology annotation, cellular component: prominosome; microvillus; cell surface. The record is from RefSeq and is a predicted model, not a curated record.